This is a messenger RNA of Coffea eugenioides, 1359 nucleotides long. RefSeq names its product ankyrin repeat-containing protein BDA1-like. The transcript has 2 exons. Bases 1 to 1359 code for a protein of 452 amino acids. The record is from RefSeq and is a predicted model, not a curated record. Lineage: Eukaryota; Viridiplantae; Streptophyta; Magnoliopsida; Gentianales; Rubiaceae. Gene Ontology annotation, molecular function: protein binding.
AUGGAGCAGACACUGGCUGAGGCCGCUCAAUCAGGAGACAUAAACGCCUUAUAUGAUUUACUCCCGCAGGAUCCAACCCUUCUGGAUAAAUAUGAUGAGCCAUCAUUUGUGCAUACGCCUGCACACAUAGCAGCAGCUGCUGGCUCCACCCACUUUGCCAUUGAAGUCCUAAGCUUAAAGCCCUCUUUCAGCACGAAGCUCAACCCGGACGGGUAUAGUCCACUGGACUUGGCACUGAGACAUGGAAAAACCCAAACAGUUAAACGGCUCAUUAAGCACGAUCCUCAGUUCAUUCGCGUCAAAGGAAGAGAGAGGUUCACGCCAUUGCACUAUGUAGCUGAAGUGGGCGACGCUGAGCUUUUGGCUGAAUUUCUAGAGGCUUGCCCGGAGUCCACUCAAGAUUUGACUAUUCGUGGAGAAACGGCUGUUCAUAUUGCUGUGAGAAAUAUGAAUGUCAGAGCUUUACAGGUGCUCUUGAGUUGGGUCAAGAGAAAUAAUAAGGAACGCAUCUUGAACUGGACAGAUGAGAAUGGAGAUACUGCCUUGCAUAUUGCAGCCUCUACAAACAACUUUGAGGUUAUCAGGUUGCUAAUCAAAAAAGUGAGAAUAAAUGAGAAGAAUUUAGAAGGUUUCACAUGUCUUGAUACUUUCAUGGGACUGCCAAACACAGGUGAUGAGAAGAUUGGCAAAAUUUUAAGUAAUGCAGGUGCGAAAACAUCUUCAUCUCUACGUCCACUUCAUACUUUUGCCCAUAUUCGGAGUUCAAAGGCAAGAUUCACCAAUACAUUUCUCGAGCUAAGUGCAGAUCCUGAUGGUUGUUUUGAUGGCUUGUCAAGUGAGAUGCGAAAUGCCAUCCUUAUGGUUGCUUUAGUUUUUUUUGCAGCUAGCUAUCAAACUAUCCUAAGCCCUCCAGGUGGAGUUUCAUCAGGAGGUGACACCAUUUUGUUUAGCAACAAUUCUUGCAAUAUUUCUUCUAGUUCAAAUUUUGCCAGCAAGAAGACAACUAUAUACACCAGCGACGCCGCAGGAGAAGUACAAAUGGAGUCGAAAGGGUUCCCGUUUCUUUAUUUCCUCAACACAAUAGGUUUCGUUACCUCUCUUGCAGCUAUCUCCACGCUGCUUCGCGGGGUAUUUUACGUGCGGCUGGUCUGCCUUAUUUUUUCAUCCAUCGGCGGAAUGUCAUUGGGGAUUAUAUCACCGAAAUCACCAGAAUCAAUUGCUGGUAUUGUUCUCUGUAUAGCCAUGGUUGUGCCCUACUGCCGUCUUUUACGCAUUGCAAAUAACCUGGGUGCUCUACGGCGUAAAAAUAGAGCCCAUAUUGGUAAUGAUUAUGUUACUAGAGAACAUCUACGACUUUGA